AACGUCAGUAAACAACACAGACAGACCAACCAAACAAACCACAAUACGUAGGUUGUUAUUUCUCUGAAAUUUAAUUUCCUUUUGCAUUAAAAAACUACACUAAUACAAGUAUUUAUUUUUAUAAGCACAAUAAUUACGCUCCUUGUCCUUGUCUAAAUUAGGGACCUGGUGGCUCAGGUUGUAUCUUAGUAAGAUGUCCUCGGAUACACUUAACAUAGCCCGAAGAAAACUGAACGAUGCUUUGGGGGAGAAAUCGCUUAGAUAUUUUAACCACAUGAAGCAGUGGUUUCGAAUGAAACUAACAAAGGAAGAAUUUGACGCUGAAGCACGGAAUAUGCUGACUGUAGACCAAGUUCAUUACCACAAUGAGUUCUUACUGGCGUUGUUAAAUAAAGUUGAAGGGCUGGCUGAAACGUCUAUAUCCAUAGCUCAAGAGAAAGCAGUUUCACACAACAGAAAGAAACCUAAAAAGAGCCAUAGACAAUCUGAAAAAUCCACUUUUGAACCAGCAGACCUUCUUGAGUACUUGCCACCUAAUUCACCACCUGGAGCUGGCAGUGAUGGAGUUAAAUAUGCAGCACAGGAGGUGUUUCUACCAGAUCAUGCACUGGUAGUUGGUAGAUUCAUGUUAGCAGCCUGGGAACUUGGCCUAGAAGGAGCUGAUGAUGAAGCCGCAGACAUCAUAGUGGUAGCUGUCCAGAAUUUCCUGAAGAAUGUUAUAAGCACCGUAAUAUCCCAACGCAAAGGUUACAAGAUGCGUGGCAAUCACUUCAUGUAUGAUGUUGGAGGUGACGUCCCUAAUAUGUGGCUAAGGAAUACUUCAAAGUUGUAUGACCCGCAAUUAGAAGGGAGGGUUAAUUUGGAUGAUAGUUUUGAUGCCCUCGGCCCUAGAUGUCCACCAACUAUAGAUGAGGUCGAGCAUUCUGCUGCGUUUGAAAUUGCUUGCAGUGUACCAAACCCAGAGCCUAAUGAUGAUAAAUUGACCAUAGACGAGUUCUACACCACAUUGCUGACACAUAAGAAUGCUAUAGCUUGUCACUCCGUGUAUGCUGUUAAUAUGGAAAGACUUGCUCUGAUGUUGAACCAUCCCAGUUAUUAGAAAGAAUAUUUAUCAUUUGAAAUGUAAAAUAUUUAAAUAUCUGUUUUAAGAGUUACUGGCAAGCUGUGUUGUUUGACACAUAAACUGUAUUAUUAAGAAUAUUAAUUAUAAAUAGGUGCUUGUUUAAAUAAAAAUAAAUCUCUAAAAAAAACAAUAAGUA
Plodia interpunctella (Indianmeal moth) is the source of this 1259-nucleotide messenger RNA. Its product is annotated as transcriptional adapter 1-like. Gene Ontology annotation, cellular component: SAGA complex. The transcript is spliced from 3 exons. Gene Ontology annotation, biological process: regulation of transcription by RNA polymerase II. Gene Ontology annotation, molecular function: transcription coactivator activity. Bases 194 to 1099 code for a protein of 301 amino acids. Lineage: Eukaryota; Metazoa; Arthropoda; Insecta; Lepidoptera; Pyralidae. The record is from RefSeq and is a predicted model, not a curated record.